GAUGCCAGACGCCUGACUGGAGGCGGACCAAGCGGCCAGCUGCCUCUCUCCGGUCAGCCCGGCGCUUGGACCCCUCUCUCUCACCUGCUCUUCGUGGGGCAGCUGCCUCCUGCUCGUCCGGCCAUGCAGUGGCCGUGGCUGCUGGCCGUCUCUCUUGCUAUGGUGUUGGCCGCGGGGCUGAGCAGAGUGUCUGGGGGUGCCGCCCUGCACUCGGGCGGGCACAGAGCCGAGGCCCAGGAGCAGCAGAGCCGGUCCAAGAGAGGCACUGAGGAUGACGAGGCCAGGGAGGUGCAGCAGUAUGUGCCCGAGGAGUGGGCCGAGUACCCGCGGCCCAUCCACCCUGCUGGCCUGCAGCCCACCCAGGCCCUGGUGGCCACCAGCCCCAACCCAGACAAGGACGGGGGCAGCCCAGGCGGCAGGCGGGAGCCUCGGGGCAAUCUGACGGGGACGCCGGGUCAGAGGCUGCAGAUUCAGAACCCCCUGUACCCGGUGACCGAGAGCUCCUACAGUGCCUAUGCCAUCAUGCUCCUGGCCCUGGUGCUGUUCGCUGUGGGCAUCGUGGGUAACCUGUCGGUCAUGUGCAUCGUGUGGCACAGCUACUACCUGAAGAGUGCCUGGAACUCUAUCCUCGCGAGCCUGGCCCUCUGGGAUUUUCUGGUCCUCUUUUUCUGCCUCCCUGUUGUUAUCUUCAAUGAGAUCACCAAGCAGAGGUUGCUGGGUGACGUUUCUUGCCGGGCCGUGCCCUUCAUGGAGGUCUCCUCCCUGGGAGUCACCACCUUCAGCCUCUGCGCCCUGGGCAUCGACCGCUUCCAUGUGGCCACCAGCACCCUGCCAAAGGUGAGGCCCAUCGAGCGGUGCCAGUCCAUCCUGGCCAAGCUGGCUGUCAUCUGGGUGGGCUCCAUGAUCCUGGCUGUGCCCGAGCUCCUGCUGUGGCAGCUGUCGCAGGAGCCUGCCCCCGCCACGGGCACUGUGGACUCCUGCAUCAUGAAACCCUCGGCCAGCCUGCCCGAGUCCCUCUACUCGCUGGUGAUGACCUACCAGAACGCCCGCAUGUGGUGGUACUUUGGCUGCUACUUCUGCCUGCCCAUCCUCUUCACGGUCACCUGCCAGCUGGUGACGUGGCGGGUGCGGAGCCCUCCCAGGAGGAAGCCGGAGUGCCGGGCAGGCAAACACGAGCAGUGCGAGAGCCAGCUCAACAGCACCGUGGUGGGCCUGACCGUGGUCUACGCCCUCUGCACCCUCCCCGAGAACGUCUGCAACAUCGUGGUGGCCUACCUGUCCACUGAACUGACUCGCCAGACCCUGGACCUCCUGGGCCUCAUCAACCAGUUCUCCAUCUUCUUCAAGGGAGCCAUCACCCCCGUGCUCCUCCUGUGUAUCUGCAGGCCGCUGGGCCAGGCCUUCCUGGGCUGCUGCUGCUGCUGCUGUGCCGAGUGUGGUGGCGCCUCGGAGGCCUCAGCCGCCGGCGGCUCGGACAACAAGCUCAAGACCGAGCUGCCCUCCUCCAUCUACUUCCACAAGCCCAGGGAGUCGCCCCCGCUCCUGCCCCUGGGCACGCCUUGCUGAGGCCAGGCUGCAGCCUGGGUGGGGG
Messenger RNA from Felis catus (domestic cat), 1591 nucleotides. It is a transcript of the gene GPR37L1, whose product is annotated as G protein-coupled receptor 37 like 1. Gene Ontology annotation, molecular function: G protein-coupled peptide receptor activity. Gene Ontology annotation, biological process: adenylate cyclase-inhibiting G protein-coupled receptor signaling pathway; positive regulation of MAPK cascade. The transcript has 2 exons. NCBI's taxonomy places the organism in Eukaryota, Metazoa, Chordata, Mammalia, Carnivora, Felidae. Bases 124 to 1566 code for a protein of 480 amino acids. The record is from RefSeq and is a predicted model, not a curated record. Gene Ontology annotation, cellular component: plasma membrane; signaling receptor complex.